Molecule: messenger RNA, 4091 nt
Organism: Bactrocera oleae (olive fruit fly)
Lineage: Eukaryota; Metazoa; Arthropoda; Insecta; Diptera; Tephritidae
Product: 5,10-methylenetetrahydrofolate reductase
Biological process (GO): tetrahydrofolate interconversion
Cellular component (GO): cytosol
Molecular function (GO): methylenetetrahydrofolate reductase [NAD(P)H] activity; FAD binding
Source: RefSeq, a predicted model, not a curated record
UUUCAUAUUAAUAUUCGAAAGCAAACCUCUUUAUUGGUAUAAUUAAUUAUACCGUAUAUUUAUUUAUGAUUUAUUUUUUAAUAUAAAGUUUUAAGAUUUCAUGAUCUCUUACACAAUAUGUAUACAGGAUAUAGGUUCUUAAUAGUAAUAUUUCUGAAAAUUACUCAAACAACACUGUAUGUCAAAGUUGAGUUGUUUCUAAUCAAAAGCAGACAUUUUCGUUUGCCAGAGACGCUGAAGCUGUGUUUGUGUACUGUUCCAGCAAACAGCAGCUUUUGAACACGACCACCCUAAUGCCGCUCAGUCACCACCGAAUUGCGAGCGCACGAAAGCUUUUUACGCGACGCUCCAAGUCCACGAAAAUAUCACUCCAUCGCAGUGGACGCAUUCAGUUGUCUGAAAUACGAUUCGCCAAUCAGAUAGCUAUCGCCUUCAGAUACGGACGUUCAACAAAAGUGCCGCUAACGCGAAAUCUCAAAUUCACACAAUUUUUGUUUUAAUUCAAAUCUUGCAACAAGAUAUAAAGAAUAAAAGACGAUGCACAAUCCAGACUAUGUGCCGGCGACGAAUAGUUGCAAUGCGACUACCAGCAUUUGUGGCGGUCACCUGCCACUCCCAACAGCGACGAGAACGGAAUUUCAGCCGGUCUAUGUGCGCUUCUCCAACAAACAACAAGCGCCUGAACAGCGCAAGUUAGCUGAGCUUUUUGCGCAAAAAGUCGCCGCCAAAGAGUUCUUUUACGGCAUCGAGCUAACGGCGCGUUCUUAUGGCAAGCAACAAACACUGCUGGACUAUAAUGGCUUUGGCGCGCUGCUGCCGCUCUUCACCUCGCUCGUGUGGUUGGGUCAGGACUAUGCUAAUAUUGAGAAUAUCAGCGCCGUGGAUGCAAUCAAUUUGGGCCACCAACUACAAGAACAUGUGGUGGUGAUGCCACAUUUCACUUGCUAUCGCGCCGACUCCCGGCGACUCGACGACUUUUUAACACUGAAUUUCACGAACGUUUUGGCGGUGCGCGGUGAUCAAGUGGCGCCGCAACAACAAUUUCAGCAUGCAAAAGACUUGGUCGAGUACAUACGCAGCAAACGCGGCGACACAAUAUCCAUAGGUGUUGGUGGACAUCCUGAAGGACAUCCGGAAUCUAAAUCAAUGACGGAAGACAUGCAGUACCUCAAAGAGAAGGUGGAUGCCGGCGCCGACUUUAUCAUAACACAAAUUUGCUUCUCCCCCGACUCUAUUAUAAGGUUUGUGCAGAAAUGCCGCGAUAAUGGCAUCACGGUGCCGAUCAUUGUCGGCAUUAUUGUGCCGGAUAACAUGCGGAUCUUGCAGUUCAUAAUAAAUUUCGUGAAGGCGGUGAUUCCCGAAGAGCAGUUGAGUAAAUAUAAGGAAUUGGAGGACGACCACAAAGCGUUUAAAACGUUUGCGGUGGAAAAGGCGGUGCACACUGUGCAAAUGUUGUUGAACAGUAAUUUGGAUAUUUAUGGCUUUCAAUUUUUUACCAUGAAUCGUAUGAAAAAUGUCCAGGAAGUGAUUCAACAAAUACUUAGUCUGAAUCAGACACAAAGUAUAUAACUAAUUUAAGUUUGUUGUAUUAGCACAAUUCAAAGAAUUUCAAAGAAGACUGUAAAUAGUAAAUUACAAAUAUAGUAAUUUUUAUACUCUUGUAACAUGUUGCUGCAGAAUAUAAUAGUUUAUUUCACCUAACAGUGAAAUCAAGAUAGAUAAGUUUUAAGUAUAUUUGUAUAUGUAUAAAUGAUCAGGAUGUAAGUUGAGUAAAAAUUAAGAUAUCAUAAUGAAAUUUGAUGCACGUGCUCUUUGGCAAAAAAGAAAGGACGAGUUAGUGGAUGGGCAUAAUCGGAACACUGCCACGCCCAUAAAAUAAUAACCAAAUUUGGUCAGGACAAAUUUCUUAACCUUUCUUUCACUUUCCAGUGUACAAACAAGCACUAUUUAUUACAUCGAGAUAAAAAUUUGCAUGAAUAUUUCCUUUAAGGUAUGCCACCUCAGGUCUAAACGAUGUCAAAAUCAGACCAUAACUAUUCAAGCCCACAGAUACCGGAAAUGUGGCCCCAGAGCCUAUGGCUGACUUUGUGCCGAAAAUAUCGGCCAAUCUGUGUGAUACAUAAUUGAGAUGUUGUGCAAAUGUUUGUUUUGAGGCAAAAAUAAGUUCAAUCGAAUCAAUACUUUCCUUAGCCCCCAUAUACCAUAUAUAAAGAUUUUCGAACUUCCAGUUGACACGUAUCGGCCAAUGUGCUAGUUAUUUUAAUGCUUUGAGAAACCGUGUUUUUCCAAUAACAGUGUAUCUUUGUAUUUGAAAUGGAUAAAAUCGGCUGAAAACUUGUCUUAGGCCCCAUAUAUCUAAUGUUCAGGAUUUUAAAACGUCCGGCUGACUUUACUCCAUAUAUAUGUUUAUAUUUAUAUAUUUAAAAAAUUGCUUGAAAAUAAGUUCUUAAUGUCAAAAGUGAAUGCAAUCAGCCCUUUCAUUUCUAUGCCCUCAAUUAUUUUAGUAUAUAUAGGUAUAUAUCGCUGAUGGGAAGUAAAAUAUAGUAAUAAAACUAAGUGAGUCUUUGACUUUCAAUAUAAGUUAUUUAGAUACCAAAUUUGAUUGUAAUCCAUUUACCAUUUCGUCGAACAAUGUAGUUGAACCGUUUCACUCGAUUUAUUAAUAUAAAGAUUUGCUAGCAGCUGAAGGAACUUCCCCGACUUUGAUCCUUGCAAGUUGCAAGAGCCCCAAGAUCUGAACUUAGCGCUUCCUUACUUGCUAUAUAAGUAGUUAAACUGAACUAAUCGAGAUAUAUAUAGAGUUAUAUAUAUCAAAAUGACGAGACGAUUUCGAAUCUCUGUAUGUGUGUCUCUCCGAGCAAGCAAUAACUUUAGUUGGAACUCGUUAGACGCUUUUCUCUUGGCACUACUCGCAAAAGAAGAUUAGAAGGUUGGUAUUGCAGAUGGGCGGAAUCGGAUCCAUUAUUCUGAUAUUCUUAUGUUACAUUGUAAAAAGUGUAAAUUCGACUGCAAUCACGCCUACAUCCCAUAUAUCAGAACUUUAAACCAUAACUUUUCAAUCGGUAAUUUGUUUUCUUUUUCUUAUAAUAAUGUGCUCUCAUGUCAAAAAUGGGUAAAAUGACGUCAAUAGACCCUAGGUUGCGGUGCAAAACCUCAUAUUAAUCUAUCUACAUUUGGAGAAAUCUUUAGGGAAUACCUUUUUCUGGUAAUAAUCUGUUUAUGUGACGAAUGAUCAAAAUCAGGUCAAUAUGUUACUUCUCCGAUCGAUUCAUGAGUUAUUCCAGUUUCCUUAUUUUAUUUAUAUAUAAUUAUUUUCGUUAUUCUACCAGACCUUAGAUCAAGUAUAUCGGUCAAUGUGUGAGUUAUCUUCAUAAACAUAUUUUCUAGUAUAUUUGAGUAAUACAUAAAAUAAACGCAAUCAGUAUAGAUCAUCCCCUAACCUUAUCCAAUAUCGGUUCUUUACUUGACUUUUAUCCAUUUAUAUUGGACCCUAUGUGUGAUAUUAUAAUGAAAUUAAGUGGAGAAGUUUUCUUAAAAAUGAUAUGGUUUAGCGCUGAAAAUAAAUGAAAUAAGUCUGAACUUGGCUUAAGCCCCAUAUCCCUAUUUGAAUGAUUUCCGAUUCUUUAAUUGCCCUUUUCCCAAUCUAUCCAAUAUGAUAUACGUAAAUUUAGGAACCGUUUUAUAUCACAUAUAUCUAAUACAGUUUUGCCAACCCCUAAAAGUAUUUUCCGGUUAGGGCUUUGAAAAUUGUGACAGUAUAAAAUGUGGUGUAAAAUAUCUAAAGGGUGACCGCAACUUGCAAAAAUUUUAUAAAGAAUUUAGAUAAACCACACAUAAUCCUUAGAUAAGUAGGCAUUUUUUCUAUAUAUUUCCUAUGGUUUUGACACAAGUUCUAUAAGAUUGUUUAUUAUCAUUAUUUCAAACAGGUGGUUUCAGCAAAUUUCUUUUGCAGUCGUUGAGUAUUGUCCACAUUAAUAAAUAAACUGUAUUUCAUCAACUCCAAGUAUGGUUAGAUAAUUUGAAUUCUAGAACUCAUUAUUGAAAUUGUAUUAAUUAAUUAAAAUAUAAUAAAAGAAAUUACGUCAAAUUGA